Messenger RNA from Metopolophium dirhodum (rose-grain aphid), 2622 nucleotides. RefSeq names its product sialin-like. Gene Ontology annotation, molecular function: transmembrane transporter activity. The transcript has 12 exons. The coding region runs from base 177 to 1634 and encodes 485 amino acids. The record is from RefSeq and is a predicted model, not a curated record. Gene Ontology annotation, biological process: monoatomic anion transport; transmembrane transport. NCBI's taxonomy places the organism in Eukaryota, Metazoa, Arthropoda, Insecta, Hemiptera, Aphididae.
UUCAGAGUUCUAUUUAGUGGUUUUGUUACGAACAGUCGUCACGUGCCCAUUGCUCAGACCUAACGCUUUGCUGAAUGCUGGAUCGGUUACACCUAUUUAUUGUUGAGUCUGAACAAAUCAAAAUUGUAUGAUUCCGUAUAUUUUUUAGUGAGCUUGUGGAAACUAAAACCACUAUCAUGGAAUCAAAAAAUAGGAGGCCUUCAGAAUCAAGGUCGAUUAUAGACAGUGCUUGUUCAAAGCGUUAUGUAAUAGCUAUCAUGGGAUUCAUAGGCAUUGCUAAUGCAUAUGCUAUGCGAUCAGUACUGAGUGUAGCUAUUACUGAAAUGGUAGAAGACAUUCAUAGAACAGCUAUAGACCCUAAUGGGUGCCCAGGACCAUUAAAAACGACAAACACCACAAAUCCUAAUGCCGAAUUUGACUGGUCUGAAACACUUCAGGGCCAUAUCCUUGGUGCUUUUUACUAUGGAUAUGUAUUUGCUCAGAUACCAGGUGGUAUUUUGGCACAGAAAUAUGGUGGAAAACAUGUGUUUGGUGUCGGUAUUUUCCUGACCGCUGUUCUCACAUUAUUGACACCAAUUGCUGCUAGGAUCGGUCCCGCGUACAUGAUCGGUGUUAGAGUACUUGAAGGCGUUGGUGAAGGCCCUACGAUCCCAGCAAUGAACGCUUUGUUGGCUCAAUGGGUUCCUAUCGGUGAACGAUCACGUAUUGGGUCAUUUGUAUUUGCAGGAAAUAUGAUUGGCACGAUUGUGGCUCAAAGUUCCGCUGGGUAUUUGCUUAAGAUUACCGAUGACAAUUGGCCGUUGGUGUUUUAUGUCUGUGGCGUUGUAGGGUUGAUUUGGUAUGUCUUCUGGAACCUGUUGGUAUAUAGUUCACCGAACGAACACCCCACAAUAACCGACUAUGAACUUGCAUAUCUAGAACGUAAUCUGAAAGGAGUAAAUAAAAAUAAGAAUACAUUAAAAUCUACACCAUGGAUGUCAAUGUUGUCGUCAGGUCCCAUGUGGGGCUUAAUGAUAGGCCAAAUCGCUCACGACUGGGCUUUAUUCAUGAUAAAUGCUGAUUUGCCAAAGUACAUGAAGAGUGUCAUGAAAUUUUCUAUUGCAGAAACCGGUGUAUGGAGUUCAAUGCCGCAUGUAUUGAUGUGGGUUUUCGCCAUAUUAACAGGAUGGUUAAGUGACUAUUUGAUAUCCAAUGGAAAAUUGGGAAUAUUACAACAAAGAAGAUUAUUCUCGACCAUAGCUUGUAUUGGACCUAUGUUGGGGACAUUAGCAGCAUCGUAUGCCGGUUGCGACAAGAUAAAAGUAGUCGUUCUUUUCACCGUUGGCAUGGCCACUAUGGGUUUCUUUUAUUCAAGCAUGAAAGUUAAUGUAAUGGAUUUGAGUCCAAAUUAUGCUGGUCCUGCAAUGGCCAUGGUAAACGGAGUUGGAGCUGUCGCUGGGAUCGUUUCACCUCCCCUCAUCGGAUAUCUCAUACCAAAUAAUACUCUAUUGGAAUGGCGUAAUGUGUUCUGGAUUAGUGGUGGUGUAGUCAUUGUAGCGAACUCGAUAUAUUUGGUAUUGGCCUCGGCAUCCAUACAGUGGUGGAAUGAUCCGGUGCCGACUUCCGAGACUGAUGAUGGUGAUACUGAUUUGUAAGAAAUGUAUUUAUUGAGAAGUGUUUGUUCAAACAGCUGAGAAAAUUAUUACAAAAUAUGUGAUAGGCGGGGACAGUGUGACUUUAUUAUAUUGUGCAAUCAAGUUUAAUUUUGAAAUAUUAAUAACGCAUCUAUAUUUGAUUUGUUGAAAUUGAUAAUUGAUAUUCAAAUUGUUGGAAUGCUACAGCAGUGGAAAUAUUUUUAGACAUGAAUUGAUUUUUCAUUAACAUAUUAUAAUUUAAUUAGAUUUUUCAACUAUACUCGGGUGAUUUAAAAUAUAAGUAUGAAAUCUUUUUUUUUUGAAUUACAAUAAGUACGUGGUUGAAGUUCAUAUAUAUAAUUCAUAAAUUGUCAAAGAAUAAUUGAAAUUCCACUUUUUGUACCAAUACAUAUUUGUAUGAAAAGUUACUCUAGUCAUAGUUUUAAUUUCAGACUAUGUAUGUAGUAUACUCUUACGUAUAUGUAAUGUUUGUUGCCUAUACUAUGUUUGUGUUAUUAAUUAAAGUAUUAAAUCAUCAGUUAACUUGUAGUUAGAAUCUUCUUAAUUCGGAUGAUUUUAGCAAACAUUAAAGUUUAAUGACUAAACCAUGUCAAUUAUACGUCCAUGUUGACAUUUUCAGUGUAAAAAUAAUAAUACUUUAGAACUUUAGAAUAGUCAUUUUAUUUAAUUUUAUUUAUAUUUUCACGUGUUUGAACGUUAUAAUACUAGUUUAUUAGUCAUAGCUCAUAAUAUCUACAUAGUCAAUAUUUUUAUUAAUUAAAUAUGAUUGAUAAGUAAUAACUGUAUAAUUACUAUUGAUUGACAUACCUAUUCAUGAUAUUGAGUAAUAAUAUUCGUAACUUACAUUGAAUAGAAAUGCUUUAUCAUAUUAUAUAAUACUUUAGUAUCUAUAUUUAAGUAGAUUCAUUUUUUGUUAACCUAAUAUUAUUUCUUUGUAGUAAUGUAAUAAUUUUAAGCUUGUACCUGAAUAAAUAUUUAGAAGUAUAAA